Molecule: messenger RNA, 6131 nt
Organism: Camelus dromedarius (Arabian camel)
Lineage: Eukaryota; Metazoa; Chordata; Mammalia; Artiodactyla; Camelidae
Gene: LPGAT1
Product: lysophosphatidylglycerol acyltransferase 1
Exons: 9
Coding region: 205-1464 (419 amino acids)
Biological process (GO): phosphatidylinositol acyl-chain remodeling
Cellular component (GO): endomembrane system; endoplasmic reticulum
Molecular function (GO): acyltransferase activity
Source: RefSeq, a predicted model, not a curated record
AGGGCGCGGGCCGCGCCGCAGCCGGAGCGGGACCGGGCCCCGCCGCCGCCUCCUUCCGCCGGGCCCGCCGCCGGCCAUGCGUUCUUCCGGCUCCUCUGGCUCCCGCAGCCCCGGCAGGGGCCCGGUCAGCCCGAGGCAGCCGCGAGGGGAGUAGGGCGCCCGCGCGCCCGCUCGCGCCGCGCCUCGUCCGCCGCCGCCGCGUCCAUGACCGCGACCCCUCGGCCGGGGACACCCGCCGCCGCCGCGCAACACCGCGCCUCGGGCCGCCGACCCCCGGCCCCGCCGGCCCCCGCGCUCCACCGCCCGCCGUCCGCGCCCGCUGAGAAAGACAGGAUGAACUCCAACCUGAGAAUGGCUGUGACUUUGGAAGAAGCUCCGUGGUUGGGCUGGAUCUUGGUGAAAGCCCUGAUGAGGUUUGCCUUCAUGGUCGCCAACAACCUGGUUGCUAUUCCAUCUUACAUCUGCUAUGUAAUUGUGCUUCAGCCCCUUCGAAUGCUGAACAGUAAGCGGUUCUGGUAUAUUGAAGGAAUCAUGUACAAAUGGCUUUUAGGAAUGGUGGCUUCCUGGGGAUGGUAUGCUGGAUAUACAGUGAUGGAGUGGGGGGAAGAUAUUAAAGCAAUUUCAAAAGAUGAAGCAGUAAUGUUGGUGAAUCAUCAGGCAACAGGAGACGUGUGCACUCUGAUGAUGUGCCUGCAGGACAAAGGACUGGUUGUUGCUCAAAUGAUGUGGUUGAUGGAUCAUAUUUUUAAGUACACAAACUUUGGAAUUGUUUCUCUAAUUCACGGAGACUUCUUUAUAAGACAGGGAAAAUCUCAUCGUGACCAACAGCUUCUUCUUCUCAAGAAGCACCUGGAAAAUAAUUACAGGAGCAGAGAUCGAAAGUGGAUUGUUCUGUUUCCAGAAGGCGGCUUCCUCAGGAAGAGGCGAGAAACCAGUCAGGCAUUUGCCAAGAAAAACAACUUGCCAUUUCUUACACAUGUCACUCUGCCGAGGAUUGGGGCAACAAAAAUUAUUUUGAGUGCACUUGUAGCACGACAGGAAAAUGGAAGUCCAGUAGGAGGAGAUGCUAAAGAAUUAGACAGCAAAUCAGAAGGCCUCCAGUGGAUAAUAGAUACAACCAUAGCUUAUCCCAAGGCUGAACCCAUAGAUAUUCAAACCUGGAUCCUUGGAUACAGGAAACCAGCAGUCACACAUGUACAUUACAGGAUCUUUCCAGUUAAAGAUGUACCCCUGGAGACUGAUGACCUUGCUGAUUGGCUCUAUCAACGUUUUAUUGAAAAAGAGGACCUCUUGUCACAUUUUUAUGAAACAGGGGCUUUUCCACCUCCCAACGGCCGUAAAGAAGCUGUUUCCAGGGAUAUGACCCUCAGCAACAUGUGGAUAUUUCUCAUACAGUCUUUUGCAUUUUUGUCAGGCUACAUGUGGUACAACAUCUUUCGGUAUUUUUACCAUUGCCUGUUUUAGGAAUUGACUUGAACUUGUCAAGGUCACCACAGGAGUUCAGACUUUCAUAAGCGUGCAUUAUUUUACAUGCGCAAAACAAAAUAUAUAAAAAAAAAGCGAAGGAAAUUCAAUGGAUGGACUAAUAUUUAUCCCCCUUUGGGAUAUUUUAAAACUCUACUAAAAUGAGGAUCAAUAAUAUAAUGACCUGCUAAUGUGUUUUAAGGACUUUUCAUGUUUUCAAAAGAUACACUCUACCACACAUUUAAGCAAACAUCACAUUUGGAGAAGAGGAAAUCAUAAGACCAUCCUAGGAGACUCUCUGAGAGAAAUACCUGAUAAUCUAGUUCAAACUCAGAGCAAGUUGUACGUAUUCGUUCCACUUAGCUAGCCGUCUCUAUUAGGGCAGUGCCGUAGAGCGCGUCAUUUCCCCCAACCUUUGCUGUUCCUAGUGACCUUGCAGGAAGCUGGUUGGCACCUUCUGAAGAACUGUUCCCUGUUGUUUGCAGCGAUGCUGCAGUCCUCAGCAACUCUGUGAGGUUCGUUGUCAAGCAUGCCCUGGGCGGGGAAGCAGUGUCCAUGGGCAUAUUCUGGUACUGGAAUGUGUUCUUUAGAAAGACUAGCUCAGUCCAGUGCCGUGUUUACAUGCGCUAGGGCUUUUCCUUGUAUGAGGUGGGGUCGCUUGAUGUCUCCUCUUGUAUAGAAGGCAUAUCAUAGACUGAUAUUUGUCUUUUACAAAAUGCACUUUUAUCAGAUGCAUCUAUAGCAAAGGAUUAGUAACGUAGCCUGAAAACAAACAUAAGCGUGAACAGUGAGUGGGGCCUCCAGAAGCUGCCUGUCUGCGUGUUCAUCUGUGUGCGGACGCUCUCCAGCACCACCUGCGCUGGGCAUCACAUUGAGGCUUCUGUCCAGAGCAGAGCCUUUUUUCCCCCUCCAUUUUGCAUAUUAGCAUCAAAUGCAUUUGGGAUUGGUUGAAACAAAUUAAUGUAAAACAUUUAAAUGAUCAAUUUAUGGCAAAAUAGGCUAGCUUAUUGGAAAAGUAUGAGCCAGAGCCAGGUACUGGUUUAAAAUGGUGACACGUUCUCCCAUGGCACCCCCAUUACCCAUGUUCCGUUAUCCCGUCAUGGAGCUGCCCAUGUCAGAGCGGUGUAACCAGGAGACAGACCAGCAAAAAGGCUUCCCAGUCUCUUCCGAUUGCUUUUGAAAGGACAAAGUCAGGUUUUUAGUUCUAGAAAACUGUUAUUGUAUUUGUCACUAUGUUCAUGUGGUUUACCUCACAAUAGAACCAAACUCUUCUCAAAAAGUACUGGCGCUGCCUCGGUCCGUCACCUGCGCUCCCAGUGUUAAGAGAGAGGGUAUUUUUGGGUUUGGGACUGUAAGACCAUUUAGAUCCUAGGGAGUCAGUGCUAGUUAGCUGUGAUAGGAGCAUUGUAGAUUCCCCUGUUGUCACUAAUCACACAAAUGACAAUUUUGAGAAGUAGGCCAGAAAAUAAAACUAAAGGCUAUUGUUUUCUAUGUUUAAAUAAACCAAAAAAAAAAAAAAAAAACUGAAAAGAUGUGAAUUUUUCUCCCAGUUAUGUGGGAAAGGCAAAGCAACACCAAAUAAAAGCCCACUGCAGCUUCAUCUUUAGGCUAAUUCAGUGCAUAUAUGAAAGAGAAUGACGUGCUAACUGAAAUACCUCAUUGAAUAUUCCACCACUGCUGGUGGAAUGCAGAAGACAGUGCUAAUGUGUUUGAUUUGGUAACGGUUGUUGUAAGACGCAAUUUUUUUAAAAAUCUGAGCAAUUCGUUAUAUAUCUUACAGUGACAGUAAGUAGGUGAAGCCAGUCUGAAUUGAGAGGUGUGGCCGAUGAUCGGAAGCCAGAUAGAAGCUUAGAGAUGCUUCUGUUUGAGGCCCCGCAAGCACUACUGGACUACAAGAUGAAAUUGUUCAUUUGAGAGGCUAGUCAGCCAUCUGGGGGGUAAGGUGCUCACUGUUGAGUGUGGCCUGCAUACCCCUGGCCAGUAGACCUUUUCCUCAUUGCUAAGCAAGCCACAGGUAGAGUGGCCAGUUCUCCUAUCAAAAAAAAGAAAGAAAGAAAAAAAGAAAAGAAGUGUGUACACGCAUAUGGAAUUGUGGUUUAGGGCCACUUUUGCCAUCACUGUGCUCCAAAGGAACAUGAUACAGUUUAAUACACUGUACACGUUAAGCAGACGAUUCUGUAAGACACUUUACUUUUCAAGCGCGGUCAUUUCAGCUGUCUCUAGAGUGACAAAUAACCAAUAGAGGUGUGAGUCAAUUUUUGAAAAUCGAUCUGUGAGUUGUAAAUAGAUGUGUAUUUGAUCUGCCCUGUCCCUCUUUGAUUCUUUAUCAACAUGUCCUCUGUCUUCUGUUGGCAAAAUAUGUUUGUUUGAGAGCAUUGAUAGUGUUUUCCUUAUCAGUAACUGGAGUUCUCCUGCUUGCACUUGGGGCUGUAAAGAGAGAAUCAGUGUUUUUAUAUGGGAAUCAGGGAAGCAGCAAUAUGCCACUCACUGUACAGAACUGAAUUAAAACUCCUGAUUUGUAUUUGCUUUUCAAAGUGAGAUCAAAGGGUGUUUAGAGAAUAUACAUUUUGUCAAGGGGAAAGAAAAUAAAACUGUGCCAGUUUUAUGCAAGUAGCUUGUAGACUCUCAGCACUUCUUGGGCUCAGCUGAUCUGCCUGGAUUCACACAGCAGAGAGGUUGAAAACUCCCUGCUGGAUCCUGGUCUCAACAAGUCACAGUGACGGAGCAUCUGCUUGGCCACUGGCAGGUGCAGUGACCACAGACGUGACCGCCCCGGCAGUGCACUCUUAACUUCAGAAACUGUUACUGGUAUUGAAAUAUACAGAUAUUGUGGAGAAACCUAUAUGCCAGUGGGAGGUAAAGAAAAAUUACAGCAUGGAAAAUGAUGUUUUGGGUGGGCAUACAAGUUGAGAAUCUAAAUAGUAGAUCUUUUUAAAUAGAUACCUAUGAGUUCAGAUCUGUCAUAUUAUUAAGAAGUUUUUAAUAUUACAGCCAACCCUUAACUUUCCACAGUAAAAGAACUAGAGAUUACUGGAUAAUUAAUCCAGGAAUAAGUCCUAGUAAGCCAAAAAUCGAAUUGUAUUUAGGAAUCUUGAAGUUUUAUUCUCAGCAAAUUUUUUUUCUUCUAAGGAUGCUUAUUAAUUUUUUAAAAAUGAUUUGAGUUGUUUAUUAAUUUUUCUUGCCUAUAUAUUUAUGACUGUUAAUGAGUAGUGAAAAGAUUUGGGAAGACAGCUUCAGGGAGAGGAAACACAAAAGCCUAAAUAAUCCAUGGGCUGGAAAAGGGAUCCAUGAAUAAUCAAGACAGCGGUAUUGUAAUUUUUCUCAAGCCUUUUUGUGAAAAUGAAAUAUUAAGUCACCAAAUGCAAACCUCAGAACAUCACCGUCGCGUUAACGUCGUUUGGAUCAACGUUAAGAAUGCCUCUUUGUUCUUCACUCACGUCACCUGCUUCUUGUAGGUUUGUCUUAGCAACGUUUUUUUUGACAAUCACUUCCCUACAGACUGUUCUGAACUAGUGGGACCUGGUUAUGAUCACAGGAAGUAGACUUUAAUCAUGAAUCAUCUUGUUGGAUUCUUUUUAUAUUUAAGAAGAUGUUGUUUGCAUUACUGAAUAGGAAGAGUUAGUUAUUUUCUUAAUUAUGCAGGACCCCACUCCAGAGUUUCCACUAUGAACAUGUCAGCUCUGGUCCACAGAGGGUGGAUAAAAAUGAUGAGUCCUACUUUUUUGCAAUGUAGUGCUGUGCAUUUUACGUCUGUUAACACGAAAGGCAAGGGCAAAGCUGCCCUGGGCAGAAAAUCUACUGGUUCAUUUUAUGAGGCAAUAGAGACUAGUAUGUUUGGGACCAAAACCACCUAAGUUAGACAUUUCUAGGUCACAGAGGGGCUGGUUGUUCUCUGGAAAAGUCACUGGUUGGUGCUUUAUUGUAAUCAUUUUUGCAUUGAUCCCCAACAAUUAGGAACUGGACCCUGGGAAUAAGCUGAGGGUGCUGAACUAUUGGGGGAGGGUGACUGUAGACACACGGAAGAUAAAAUAAGGGUUUUUCUGCAAAAUUUCCAUUUGAGGAUUUUUACAUUUAAUAUUUUUUUAAAACAGUUAAAAGAGCAAAAAAAAUUUUUAAGUGUAAUCUAGUUGCAAGGUAUACACACAUAUUUUGAAUGGCUUUAUUUUUAUUGUGUAAAACUGUUGAACACAUGACUGUGAUGCACAAAUUCUUUACAUGUAAAGAGUCUAUGCAUUUUACAGUGACUUACUUCAUGACUGAGUAAUGAAACAGUUAUACAUGGACCUGCCAUUGUUGUAUUAAGUGCUUUCAUUUUCUUUACAGUUAUUACAAAGUUGUAUUUAUUUUAUACAGGUGGAUUUUAGUUUUCCUGAUGCCAUAAUGUUUACUUCAGCUUGUUGACCUGUCUCUUUCUUUGUGUAUCUGCAUGUAAUAAUGUAUAAUAAGAAUGAAUGUAAAGGCUGUGGCAACUGUAACUAAAUUUUGUAAAGGGCUGGUCACAUGUGGAUCUGGUUUGUGAAUGCAUUUGGGUUUAUUAUAGUAACCAGACCACCUUUUCAGAAAUAUAGAUGUGAAUGCCAGAAGAAGCAUUUUCUCAACAAAAAUGAAUAGCUGGUUCUAUUUUUUUUAACCUAGAAAAAAAUAAAGUUGAUUUUUUUUCAAGUAAA